UGAAGCUUCCUGUCACCAAAUGUUAAGGUAAAGGCAGUCUCUCUUGGUGUGACAUCACUCCACUUGCUUGACUUGAAACAAGAGACGAGGAUUAGGGUUUGGGGAACAAGUCCAGGAAGCUGCAUCAACUGAUAAGACAGAGAACUAGGACUAUACUGUAUGGUGUGUGGCCGUACACACCCUAACUUCUGGAUAUGGCGGGUCUCUGUGGUCUGAAGAUCCUGCUGCUCUGGGCUGGAAUCAUCGGUUUGGCCAACUGUCAAAACACAACAGAUGUUUCAACCUCCUUACCUCCACACACCACCACAAACUCCACUUUAUCUUCAGUAACCAGCCUAUCUGUCACCUCCUCAACUCCACGCACCAUGACAGCAGCUCCUGUCAUGUCUACAGACACCUCAGUAACUGCCCCCAAACCUCCACCCACCUCACCAACUCUCACCUCAAACUCCCCAACUCAGACACAAAAUUCAACUACCAUGUCUGCCACUCCUCCUGCAAGCAUCUCACCCUCAUCCACAACCACUUCAGCCAGCACUCAAACAGAGUCUCAGUCAAACACCACUCAAAACCAGACCUCACUUCCAGCCACCACAGUAGCUACUGCCAUCAAAGUCAUCACACAAACCCCUCCACCUCCACAGUGUUCUUACACUGUCACACCCAUCAAGUCUGGCUUCAGGAUUAACAUUACAAGCUCCACCAAUGGUAGCUACACCAUAAACAUUAAUGAGGAGGGCCGACCUGAGACAGGAAUGAAAUUCGAGCACACCAAUCAAACCUCAUCACAUGAAAUCAAACACCUGAAGCCCUGUACUAAAUAUGAACAUAAUGUGGCAUUUACUGAUGAACCUGGCAAAGAAAUACCCUGUACCUGCACUGAAAAUAAAACUACAACAACUAAAAUGAGUAAAGAUGACAUUGAAGAUGCCAUCUGCCCUGGAUAUGUUUGUUACCGGAGUGAUUGGGACAUCAGCUCUUCACUGUCAACAUCAAAUAAUAUUUCAGCUGAGCCAUGCAAAAGUGACAAUAAAGCAUUCUGUAUCAAACCUGGUUACAAUGACAUCUGCUCAGAUUUGAUUACAACCUUCACUUCAGGACACUGUGUGGAUUCUCCCUUUAGCCUCAACAAAAGCAUCACUGUUGAUUUCUUAAAUCCAAGUGAAAUAAUACAGACUCGUCCCAAUAAACUUCCUGCAACAAUAAAACCAAUAUUACCUCCAAACUGUAAAAAUCUCACCAUUGAUUACACCUGUCAGGAACCUGGAAAACCCAACAAGCUUUUUCUGUCUGAGCUGGAGCCCUUCACAAACUACAGCUGUAUUGGUCAGAUCAAGGACAACAAUGUCACCAUAAACACAACUGCUAUCGACGUCCAUAUUGACUGUGAUCUUACAAUAAAAAUCACAAAGAGCCAUGCAACCAAUAACUCCAUUGAGUUGAGUUGGACCACGACCAGUCAGAACUGUCAAGAUGACCUUCAUCGUCUUCAGAACCUUUAUUAUGUCUGCAGUUGUCCUUCCUCCAAACGGAAACACAGGAUCAAACACAACAUAACAGGAGGAACAUGUAAUAUUUCUGGACUGGAACCAUUCACCGAGUAUACCUGUGAAGUCCAACCCACCUACAACAACAUGGACGUUGGCAAACGAGCAGCUAAAAAACAGCAAACUGAGGCUGGAAAACCACGAGAUGUUACUAACCUGAAGGUGACUGUUCCAGAGCAUAAUGUGAUUAGAGUAACCUGUGAUGGUCCUAAACAUUCAAAUGGACCUAAUAAGACAUUCAUUGCGCGUCUUCAUGGUGGCAGUGCCCCUCGGGAGCUUAAAUAUGAGAAAUGCAACUUUGAAUUCAAAGAUCUUAGCUACUCUACCAAAUACGAAGUGAAGGUGACUGUUUGCAACGGACAUUAUGAGAGCGACCCCAAGACAGAGAAUGUUUUCACUCUCUAUAAUGACAAAGCUCUCAUUGGGUUUCUGGUCUUCCUCAUCAUCCUCACGUCUGUGGCUCUGCUUUUGGUCAUCUACAAGAUUUUCAUCCUGAAGCGCAGAAAGUCCCAUGACAUGAAUGAAAACAUGAUGCUUAUUUCGACAACAAAUGAUGAGGAAAACCUGAUGCCUGUUGAGCCAAUUGCAGCAGAGUUUCUGCUGGAAGCCUACAAGAGGAAGCUCGCUGAUGAGGGAAGACUUUUCCUGGCUGAAUUUCAGAGCAUCCCCAGAAUUUUCUCGAGGUACACCGUGAAAGAGGCCAAAAAGCCCUGCAAUGUCCCCAAGAACCGCUACGUGGACAUCCUGCCAUAUGAUUAUGACCGUGUCCAGCUGACCACCGGAAAUGGAGAGGCAGGAUGUGACUACAUCAAUGCCAGCUUCAUUGAUGGGUACAAGGAAUCGAAAAAGUACAUUGCGGCUCAAGGGCCGAAGGAUGAGACUGUGAGUGACUUCUGGAGGAUGGUCUGGGAGCAGCAGUCCUCUAUCAUUGUCAUGGUAACACGCUGUGAAGAGGGAAACAGGGUCAAGUGUGCGCAGUACUGGCCGUCUCCAGAGCGAGAGACAGAGAUCUUUGAGGAGUUUAUAGUGAAGCUGAACUCAGAGAACCACUGUCCGGAUUACACCAUCCGCCAUCUCAGCCUAACUAAUAAGAGGGAGAAGAACUCAGAGAGGGAGGUGACCCAUAUCCAGUUCAUGAGUUGGCCAGACCACGGCGUCCCAGGGGAGCCACAGCUCCUCCUGAAACUGAGGCGGCGUGUGAAUUCUUUCAAGAAUUUAUUCAGUGGCCCCAUCGUCGUUCACUGCAGUGCGGGAGUCGGAAGGACAGGCACUUACAUUGGCAUCGAUGCCAUGAUGGAGGGUCUGGAGGCGGAGGGAAGAGUGGACAUCUACGGUUACGUAGUCAGACUCCGCAGACAGAGAUGUCUAAUGGUUCAAGUAGAGGCCCAGUACAUCCUGAUUCAUCAGGCGCUGCUGGAGCACAAUCAGUUCGGAGAGACUGAGAUCACUCUGUCUGAGCUCCACAGCACACUGAGCACGCUCAAACAGAGAAACUCAGACAAUGAACCCACCUUAAUAGAGGAGGAGUUUGAGAGACUCCCCAUGUAUAAAAACUGGAGGACAUUCAACACAGGGAUCACAGAAGAAAACAAGAAGAAGAAUCGUUCUUCAUCUGUCAUCCCAUAUGACUACAACCGAGUGUUGCUGAAGCUAGAUGAAGAACGCAGUCGUGAUAGUGAACCAGAUGAGGAAGAUGAGGAAGAGUCAUCCGAUGAGGAGGAUGAGGAGUCCACUAAGUACAUCAAUGCCUCCCACCUAGAUGGUUACUGGGGCCCACGCAUCUUCAUUGCAGCACAGACUCCACUUCCAGACACCAUGGCUGACUUCUGGUUGAUGGUUUACCAGAAGAGAGCAUCUACUAUUGUCAUGCUCUCAGACUGCAGUGAGGGAGAUAAGGAGUCUGACUGUCUCUACUGGGAUAAAGACAAGAAAACAUUUGGGGACAUUGAGGUGAAAGUGGCAAGCACAGACACCUCCCCAACUUUCAUUACCCGCAACAUGCUGAUCCGUCAUAUCAAGAGGAAAGAGAGUCGGUCGGUGAAACACUUCCAGUUCCUGAAGUGGAUGAGCAGAAAGCUGCCGGAGAAACCUCAAGAUCUCACAGACAUGAUCAAAGACAUCAAGCACAGCAAUGGCAGCAGCAAAUCACAAAGGAGCAUGCCCAUCGUGGUCCACUGCAAUGAUGGCUCGUCCCGUUCAGGGAUUUUCUGUGCUCUGUGGAACAUACUGGACAGCGCUGAGACUGAGAAGCUGGUAGAUGUUUUCCAGGUGGCCAAAACCCUACGCAAAGAGAGACAGGGCAUGCUCGUCAGCAAGGAGCAGUACCAGUUCUUGUACGAUGCACUGGAGGGGAUCUUGCCUGUCCAGAAUGGCGAAGUGAAAGCAGCACAGGCCCCUGCAGCCGCCUCCGUUCAGAUUGUCAAUGAAACCAAAGCACCAGAGCAGCCAGCUGAGGAAAAGGCUGAGCAGCCAGCCAGCACUACCAGCAACGGCCAGCAGGAGGCAGCAGAGAGCGUUCCUCUUGUGGCUGGUGGCGGGAAGGACGACAAAAAAGAGGCGCCUGAAAAUGUUUCCAGUGCCCCCACAGAGACAGCACCACUGGAGGACACCAGCAACGGCCCCACUGUCACUGUGGAGGUCUGAGAGAGAUGGCAGCAGGGGCAUGACUGUCCCUUUUACUUUUGGAAAUAAGCGCUUCAGCUGAAUGCUUUUUUUUUUUUUUUUUUUACUAUACUUCAUGAAUGUAUAAACAUUGUAAAGCUUUAACACAGUGUAGUACACAGUGUGGUUUUGGUUGAAAUUUGUUAAAGAAUUUGAUCAAAUGUUUUAAUGUCAAUUUCCAAAAAUAUGAUUUAAACUAAGUUAUAAAUAUUUUAGUAGGAAAAGGGUAACGAUGCAAAUAUUAAUUUCUGUGAGCAAAGUUUACCAGAAAUGCUGUUGUCAAACUAGGGGCCUUGGAUUUACUGUAUAGUUAGUUGUAUAGACAUCUAAAAACUAAAUUUUAGCUAUACAGUAAUAAAUUGUUGUUUUAUACCCCUUUAUAUUUGAGUUAGUUUAUGUAUUGUUGUAUUGUUGUUCUUGCUAAAUAAAUGAAUGCUGUAGUCUACAUUUAUAUAAAUCUGGUAUAGCUGAAUAAUAAGUCUUUAAAUUCUAAAUUUGUUAUGUGACACUGUAAUAUUUCAUUAAAAGAGACUUACAAAGUCUUA
This is a messenger RNA of Siniperca chuatsi (mandarin fish), 4753 nucleotides long. It is a transcript of the gene ptprc, whose product is annotated as protein tyrosine phosphatase receptor type C. Gene Ontology annotation, biological process: protein dephosphorylation; negative regulation of protein kinase activity; positive regulation of peptidyl-tyrosine phosphorylation. Gene Ontology annotation, molecular function: protein tyrosine phosphatase activity; protein binding. The record is from RefSeq and is a predicted model, not a curated record. NCBI's taxonomy places the organism in Eukaryota, Metazoa, Chordata, Actinopteri, Centrarchiformes, Sinipercidae.